AUGCAGGAGAAAUUGGGCACGGAGGCUUGGAGAGACGCUUCUGUGGCGAAGAAGCCCAUUUGGACUGAAGGACGACGGAAGCAUUCCCCGGACGCGCCUGCUCGACCUGGUGACGUCUUGAUCACGGACGGAACUUACUCCGGUGGUGAGAAGUGGUGCAGACAUCCUAUGAGUAACACGAGAACCUUGUUCGCCACCGUCACUCCUCUUCGAAAAGAUUGUUUUAAUGGUGAUGCCCGAGGAGCCCUAGGUCUGGGUGGGACAGCGUCGAUGAUUGGCGCUUUGAUAGAGUUCGCUGUCGAAAUUCCAGAAGUGCAGGGAUGGGAGUUGACGGUUCUGGCCAGUUCCUUGUUAGAAAGUGGUGCAUCUAAUGCGUCCAGCCCCAGCCUUCUCUCACCAUUUUCGGUCACAGCUGCGGAGAUAUUAGAGGAUCUGUGCGCGCAUGAGUCGAACGUGAUGAUCGUACUGCCUUUGUAUGCGGGAGAAUCCGAGAGAUCAAGACCGUGGCUCACGUCAGGGUUCGGUGGUUGUCCUGUGAAGGAAGACAUUACGACGCUUGACAUUAGUGAGGACAAGGACAAGGAACGGGAAUCCAUACUCCUGAGAUGUGAAGUACUCACUGCAUUAUCCUUGAGUCAGAUCGUAGGGACGGUCAUCAAAACUUGGAUAGAGGAAAGGGCAUAUGCGUACCUGAUGGGACUUCAGACACGCCUAAGAGUAAACAUUUGA
Messenger RNA from Suillus subaureus, 729 nucleotides. RefSeq lists its product as uncharacterized. Bases 1 to 729 code for a protein of 242 amino acids. The record is from RefSeq and is a predicted model, not a curated record. Lineage: Eukaryota; Fungi; Basidiomycota; Agaricomycetes; Boletales; Suillaceae. The transcript is spliced from 5 exons.